Ordospora pajunii is the source of this 660-nucleotide messenger RNA. RefSeq lists its product as uncharacterized. The transcript has a single exon. Bases 1 to 660 code for a protein of 219 amino acids. NCBI's taxonomy places the organism in Eukaryota, Fungi, Microsporidia, Ordosporidae. The record is from RefSeq and is a predicted model, not a curated record.
AUGCUACUUUCUUUUCUUGCAAUGCACUAUUCGGUAGCUGCGAUUGCAGAGUAUUACAAUCAGCAUUCCAUUCCGUACGAAGUCAGCAAUGCAGAGGAUAAUAAGUAUAAUCAAUAUAGCAUUGAGUCUUCAACAACAUAUAGCGACGCACUUGAUACAGAAUACAGCAAUCAGUCUUCGAUCGCAUCAGAAAGCAGCUACAACAGCCACUCCACAGACAAUGCAUAUCUGCCCACCCCUAUCAAAUCGUUGAAAAUCGGAAAGUUCAAAACCAAUCCCGAAAACAUCGGCAUGCUGCUUGACAGAGAAAUGGCAGACAUGAGCCCCGGCCUCCAUGAAAAGCUUGUGAGCACACUGGCACAUAAUGGAGUCGACAGAAAAAAAUAUAGAGAUCUGGUUAUGAUCAGGAAAAGAGUCACCGACGACGGAAAGCGAAAGGUGGUCAACCUCAAUGUUAAAGAGAAAAUAAUACCAAAGGUAUUCCAGGAUGAUGAUUUUGUGCCCAACAACGAUUUCAUAACAAGAGCACUCAUCGGAGGAGCCAUGUUCUUCUUGACAGGCCUUGCAUUCACCACAACUUUGAAAAUGUAUCGCAGCAUAAUCAAGAAAAAAUAUCUUGGUAUUGACAGCAAAGCCGAAAUCUUUUCAGAGCCAAAGUAG